CUGUCGUUCAGAUAUGGCCUGGAAUGUUUGUUCCGGUUCUACAGCUACGGCUUGGAACAGAAGUUUCGGCCGGAUAUCUACCGCGAUUUCACGCAGGAGACUAUACGCGAUGUGCAACAGGGCGAGUUGUAUGGUCUCGAGAAAUUCUGGGUGUUUCUCAAGUACUACAAACACUCCCGUCGCCUUGAAGUAGACUCCUAUCUACGCGACCAGUUGAAGAAAUACAAAAAACUCAAUGAUUUCAUGGUUGAUGUAAGCGCCGAUGUGGCCUUUAGGAACAUAUCGGACCUGAGCUUCAGGCCAGAUAUCUUUCGGGUUUGUAGCAGCACCAAGGGGGACGUAUGCAUCACACAGCGCAGCAACGACUACGAUCAGACUGGUGUCAGCCGGUUUUGGAAAGUUUUGCAGAUGCGUGAACUCAUCCAUAAUCCUGCACAUGAAUCUGCGGACGUCGUCCUUCGCGUUAACCUGCAAUUUCAGUUUUUGGAUACGUUACAGUAA
This is a messenger RNA of Soboliphyme baturini, 501 nucleotides long. NCBI's taxonomy places the organism in Eukaryota, Metazoa, Nematoda, Enoplea, Dioctophymatida, Soboliphymatidae. The record is from the annotation of a GenBank genome assembly.